CCGCCUUCUCUUCUUUCGCUGAAGCUGCUCUAGAUAACCAAGACACCACCAGCCCGGGUCGCGUCCGGCUCUCGAAUCUACAGCCAUGCCAGCAACUAGCAUUUGCCGUCUGAUGAUGCACCGGCCAAUAUGUGGGAGGCACGGGUCUUGGGGCGCGACCCUCUAUCAGUAGCGAUAACUUGCACUCUGUUCUACAGAUCGGUGGAACCAGGAAACAGAAGUCUGGUUUUCUCAUUUUCGCCCGGACAAAGUCGAAGCCAAUGGCUGGCCCGCGCCUCCCGAAUCUAGAAUCCCUCCGACUCGUGAAUGUGCAGCUCCGGCCCGCUGGCUUUCCUGCCUUUGCGCAGGCUUUCUUCACUCUUCACUAUAUGCCUGAGGAUGCUGGUAAUGAAUCUGUGGCCCCACAAGAGGGCCAUCUGCUGCCGGUGGCGAGCCCCGAGAUUCUGGCCAAUCUUCUCUAUGUGAGUGAGACGAUCAGUGCAAAUACCCGGAUGAAUUUCGGCGUGGUUUCGCUUCCUGCCAUGCCCCAGCAGAGCUUUCGAGCACGGGUCAAUGUCUGGGUUUCUACAAACGAGGAAUCGGUCAAAUAUCGCCUUUUCUACGAUUUGAAGGCGGAUGUGCGGAAUCUCGUGCCGCUCGCAGAUAUAUCGCAGGACACACACGACAACGGGCUUUCUGCCAACGCCAUAGUGUGGCAAUUCGAAGGCCAAGCAUACUGUUUACCGGCCCAUCUAGAGAGCGCCCCAGCCAAAAGUGUGGCUGGCCGAGCGGAAACGGCGCCUGCCCCCAAGCGUCGAGAAAAACAGGCAAAACCCUCGUACACUGUGGACGAUGUCCGGCACAUGAGCAGCCUUAUCAGGGGUGUUCGUGAUUUCGAUGACAUCAAAACCGCAACGUCCACAGAGAUCGAUACUCUUGUGGCCAGAAACGUGCUGCGUCCAUUCAGGCGGGACCGCUUGGUCCACUGGCUUCCGCAGUUGGAAAAACUCAUUGCAAAGCAGGAGACCGCGAAUGAGAACUUGGAAUCUCGCAUUCUCGCCACGCGCAACAUUGUCAAAGAAAGAGCCCGGCUUAUCCAGGACGACUUCCCGUGCUACAAAAGCCUUCUCGAGGAAAAACAAGCAAUUGUGGCCUCGCAGGUUGCAUCCUUGCAUGACUCGCUUGAGCACUCGGUCUUCCCCCACAUUCUCUCUUCCAUGCGUCGCAUAGUCUCCGAGGUGAUCCACGCGUUUCCCAUCGAAAUGGCCGAAAACUCCACCCAUCAUUCAAUCUCUGGCAUAGAGUUCCCGUCCUCGAUUGCCGAGAUCCUCGACGUGUGUUACAAUGGGGAGCCCAAACUCCACCCUGUUUCCAUUCCUAAUCCACUCGAUGGCAUGGCCCAUGUUUACUCUUCGCUGGUCGACUGCAUAAAUGCCGGGCUUUCCGAAAUCGUUGCGCUUUUGAAUAUGCUCUCGUCGGUCACGGGGGUGUCCUUGAAGUAUCAAAUGACAUAUGCCGGGUCCAGGAGCUUUUUGGUGGAGCAUCUUUCUCCGCAGCAAGUGGUGUCGAAUAAUAGAGCCACGCCCGUGGCAAUGCACGUGUCCACAACUGUCACCUAUCCGCUCUAUUAUGAUAUCGAGCAAUCGGGGAAGAUGCUGGACGGUCUUGUGGGGACGGAUGGCAAGAAGUACCCAAGAAACGUCCGUUUUGAGCGCGGGCUAGCACUUUUGAACCGCAACUUAAGCUUCUUCAUCUCAGACAUUGCUGACCUAUAUUCACAAUACAAUGGAGACACCAAAACAGGCAAGUCAAUCAUACAAAGCAUUCCUUUAGACUGCUUAGACCACUUUCUAGGGAACAUUCAUUACCUAAUGCUUUUCAUCACUGCGCCGCUUCAGUGAGCCACUUUUGUGUUCUUGGCAUUGUGCACUGAUAGAGGACGGGUACCGUCACUCAAACGUGCAUCAACCAGCGGGAUGAAAUUUUCCAAGUUCUGUGCCAAAUGACUCGUAUGACCUGAAAAAUCAAAUAAGCUAUCUUGGCACCUGCUUCUGACUCCGUCACGGGGAAGAUUCCAACAAUGAUGACUAUCGUCUGUUUUGUAUUCAAUCAGCCCAGAAAAUUGCAGCCACGGCACCAGGUUUCACUUUAUAACCAGUAGCCGUCUAUCAGCUUGUAUGUUUUAUUGUCAAAUGCGAAAUGCCUGCUUUUAUAGACCAAGAGUAUUAUGUUUGAAGCCCAAUGGGUCUUCGUAAUCUAAAUACAUGUAGCAAGUAAUGUAAGGAAAUAAA
Metschnikowia bicuspidata var. bicuspidata NRRL YB-4993 is the source of this 2270-nucleotide messenger RNA. RefSeq lists its product as uncharacterized. Lineage: Eukaryota; Fungi; Ascomycota; Pichiomycetes; Serinales; Metschnikowiaceae. The coding region runs from base 261 to 1880 and encodes 539 amino acids. The transcript has a single exon. The record is from RefSeq and is a predicted model, not a curated record.